Plasmodium inui San Antonio 1 is the source of this 195-nucleotide messenger RNA. RefSeq lists its product as hypothetical. Lineage: Eukaryota; Apicomplexa; Aconoidasida; Haemosporida; Plasmodiidae. The transcript has a single exon. Bases 1 to 195 code for a protein of 64 amino acids. The record is from RefSeq and is a predicted model, not a curated record.
AUGCCAUCGAACCUUUGCAGUCUUAAGAAGUUUUACCAACACAAAAUUGGGGAAAUGAAAAGGGGUAAAAUUACGAGAAAAAUCAGAAGUUUGGGAUUAAAACAAAAAAAGAAGAGACUUGGGAUUACAAAAAAAACGGAAAAAGGUACAGGCCAGGGAAAUAAUAUUAUUGACAAAUGGCAGCAAAAUGCGUAG